Oncorhynchus keta (chum salmon) is the source of this 556-nucleotide messenger RNA. RefSeq names its product zinc finger E-box-binding homeobox 1-like. Lineage: Eukaryota; Metazoa; Chordata; Actinopteri; Salmoniformes; Salmonidae. The transcript has 4 exons. The coding region runs from base 284 to 556 and encodes 90 amino acids. The record is from RefSeq and is a predicted model, not a curated record.
GCCAUGUGCUGGGGUGUUAGCAGUAGGGAAACACUCUUUUCACGCCACUUCGAUACCGAAGUGACUUCUUCGUAGCAGGUUAGAAUUUACGCUGCAGGUUAGGAGAACGAAUUUAGCAUGUUAGGAAACUGGAGAAGGUGAUGUCGUAAAGCAGAAAGUGUCGCAAACCAGGUGCAGAGGAGGGAGGGAGGUGGAGUGGAGAGAGGAGUGGGGUACGGGGGGAGGUGGCGAGAGAGGAGGUGACUCGCCCCGGCAGGCAUUAUUCAGACAGAGCGAAAGGAUCAUGGCGGAUGGCCCCAGGUGUAAGCGCAGAAAACAGGCGAACCCGAAGAGGAAUAACGUAACAAAUUACAACAAUGUUGUGGAGGGCCAGUCAGACUCUGAUGAUGAGGACAAGCUACACAUAGUGGAGGAAGACCCUGAUGGUGACAGCACGCUGCCAGAAGACGCCUCAGUAGUAUUAACCCAGAACGGUACAGAGACUCACCAAGACACCUGGGAUGGAGUGAAGGAGGACUGUGGCUCUGAAGAGGAGGAUGAGGAGGAAGGCUGGUAG